AUGGGAGGCCGCCUGGGCUCCGGCCUCCAGCUGCCCUCACGCUUCCGCCUCUCAGCCCCACAGGGCCCGCGGCGGGGGGUGGCCAUGGAGCUCUGCCCGGAAGAGCAGUACUGGGACUCGCUGCUGAACACCUGCGUCUCCUGCAAACCCAUCUGCAGCAGCCAGAUUCCGCGCACCUGUGCUGCCUUCUGCAAGUCACUCAGUUGCCGCGAAGAGCAAGGCAGGUACUAUGACCUGCUCCUGAGGGACUGCAUCAGCUGUGCCUCCAUCUGUGGACGUCACCCCAAGCAGUGCACACACUACUGUGAGAAGACGCUGAGGAGCCAAGUGAGCCUCCUACCAGAGGUCAGGAGACAGCGGGCCGGAGAGGCCCCGACCCGAGCAGACACCCUGGGGAAGCACCAGGUGCCAGAGCACAGAGGCUUGGAUGCGGUUCCAGCGCCUGCAGGGCUGAAGCUGAGCGCUGACCAGCUGGCCCUGGUCUACAGCACGCUGGGCCUAUGUCUCUGUGCCAUCGUCUGCUGCUUCCUGCUGGCCGUGGCCUGCUUCCUCAAGAGGAGGGGGGUCCAGGUCUCCUUCCCGACCCGCCCAGGGCCGUGUCCCACGCAGGCCAAGGCCUCCAAGGAUGAUUGGAUGGAAGCCGGCCGCGUGGCAGGGACGCCUCCCGAGCCAGUGGAGACGUGUAGCUUCUGCUUCCCGGAGUGCAGGGCGCCCACCCAGGAGAGCGCAGGCGCGCCCCCGACACCCGUGUCCGAGCGCACAGGGAGGAGGGCGAGCCAGGAACAGAGCGCAGCCGGACAGCCCUGCGUGCGCGCUGCGAACGGCGGGAUCGAGGUGGUGUACACACCAGCGCAGGAAGGAGGCCUGGCCACGUGA
Budorcas taxicolor (takin) is the source of this 876-nucleotide messenger RNA. RefSeq names its product TNF receptor superfamily member 13B (gene TNFRSF13B). The coding region runs from base 1 to 876 and encodes 291 amino acids. The record is from RefSeq and is a predicted model, not a curated record. NCBI's taxonomy places the organism in Eukaryota, Metazoa, Chordata, Mammalia, Artiodactyla, Bovidae. Gene Ontology annotation, cellular component: plasma membrane. The transcript is spliced from 4 exons.